AUGGCCCCUCGGACCACACGCGCAAUUUCAAGACGAUCCGACGAGACCAAUGGCACAACGGGGAAACGAGACUGCGCAGCCAUUAACCCAUCGUCUGCGCCCAAUCUUAAAAGACCAAGAAAGUCCCUAGCUGAGGCAGAAGAUCCCACCAAAGGGAAUUUUACGGAUUCUUUGGACGCUACCGAAACUACCAACUUGAAGAAGGGUAGUUCCCAAACGACUCGCUCAAGCAGCCCUACACAAAAGCGAAGCCGUUGGCCCAAUAAUUCUGAGGCAGAAUACGAAGACAAACAGCAAAUUAACAAAGCUAUAAAUGAGGAGGAGACAGGAGCUACAUCAAAAAGAACAAGCUUAAAGAAAGGGACAAAAAUAGGAGCUCAAUUGGAAGAGAUGAAACCUCUUGCUCCUCGAUCACAUGGGCUCCGUAUGUUUGUUGGAGCCCAUGUUAGUGCCUCUAAAGGUGUACAAAACGCAGUUACAAACAGUAUGCAUAUUGGGGGAAAUGCAUUUGCUUUGUUUUUGAAAUCCCAGCGGAAGUGGAAUAACCCUCCAUUGCAAGAUGAGCAUAGGGAUCAAUUUCGAGCUUUGUGUUCCGAACACAAAUAUAAUGCCUCGAAAUACGUCCUUCCUCAUGGCUCUUAUCUUGUGAACCUAGCCCAAGAAGAUCCCGAUAAGGCCAAACAAGCUUACAGUUCCUUCUUAGACGAUUUGAAGCGCUGUGAAGCACUUGGAAUAAAACUAUAUAACUUCCAUCCCGGAGCAACAGUCAAAUCUACUCUAGAUUCCUCGAUAUCUCGCCUUGCUAAAGCCCUAAUUGCAGCUCUUGACGAAACGACAACAGUAAUACCUGUUUUGGAAACAACCUGUGGGCAUGGAACGACCAUCGGUGGGUCUCUUGAGCACUUUCGAUCACUGAUUGAGCUCAUACCUGAAUCAUACCACUCACGGUUGGGGAUCUGUUUGGAUACCUGCCACACAUUUGCAGCUGGAUAUGAUCUUCGCACGCCCGACACCUGGAACGCGUUUAUGAAAGAAUUUGACGAGGUUGUUGGACUCAAAUUUUUGAAAGCCUUGCAUAUUAAUGACUCUAAAACGCCAUUCGGAAGCAAACGAGACUUACACGCGAAUAUUGGCACUGGAUUCUUGGGGUUAAGAGCAUUUCACAAUGUAAUGAAUGAUAAAAGAUUGGAAGGGCUGCCCAUGAUACUGGAAACACCUAUCGAUAGGCCUGCAGAUGCAGUCAAGUCAAAACAACAAGGACGUUCUAUCGUAUCUGAUUGCGAACAUGAUGACUCAAAUGCAUCGGAAACAGAUGCUCCAUCUAUAAAAAAGCGCACGAAGAAAUCUGUAGCUUCCAAGACCACACCUACCACGAAAGCAAAAUCGAAGACAAGGCCUGUGAUGGUUGAAGAUAAAUCUGUUUGGGUUCGGGAAAUCAAACUCCUCGAGAGCUUGAUUGGGAUGGAUGCGGAGAGUGAAGAGUUUGUGUCGCUAGAAAAAGAGCUAUCAGAGGAAGGAAGAGAGGAACGGCAAAAACAACAAGAGCUUUUCAAUAAGAAACAGAGUAAAGAAACCUCCAAGAAACAAAAGAAUAUUCGAGCUAUGUUUAGCCCAAAGGGAAAGACAACUGGCAAAGCCAAGGCUGUUGGCAGGAAAAGGAAAGGUAUAGAAGACGAAGAUACGGAAGGAUGA
This is a messenger RNA of Ophidiomyces ophidiicola, 1692 nucleotides long. RefSeq names its product DNA-(apurinic or apyrimidinic site) lyase (gene APN1). Gene Ontology annotation, molecular function: phosphoric diester hydrolase activity; zinc ion binding; DNA-(apurinic or apyrimidinic site) endonuclease activity. Gene Ontology annotation, biological process: base-excision repair. The coding region runs from base 1 to 1692 and encodes 563 amino acids. The transcript is spliced from 5 exons. The record is from RefSeq and is a predicted model, not a curated record. Gene Ontology annotation, cellular component: nucleus; mitochondrion. Lineage: Eukaryota; Fungi; Ascomycota; Eurotiomycetes; Onygenales; Onygenaceae.